UCAACAUAUAGAGUUGAUGAACAAAGUCUGACACUAAGUGAAGUGAGGAAACUCUUCAGUGACUGCUACAUUUUACCUGUUCUGUGCCCAAGGUUGAACAACAGGCACUUCCUGCAAACAAUGAAACACAUUUCAAGUGUUGUGUUUGCCUCAGAAAAACACAAAGACAUAUCAGGCAUCCUCUUCAAACUUGGUUUUAUGAGUCUUGAUCAUGUUUUCUUCUCUAAAAUGGACCGAGAGGUACGUUCAUGUCUACAGCAUGAGCUUCUCGAUGUGGAUGAUCAAAGCUCAGUGUUGGAUCAAGUCUACAACAUUAAUCAUCCAGAGUUUUCCCAGCUUUCAAAUUAUGAUAUGAAGGAGUUUCAGAUGUUCCUGCAAUCGGGAUUAUCCAAGUCCAAAGACAAUCAAGAGUAUGUGACGAAACUCAAAUCCUUACCAAUAUUUGAAACAACACAUGGUGAACGAGUGAGGAUUGAUGGACCUAAAAAGGUUUAUGUUCUCAACAUCGAAUAUUCAGUCAUGUUUCCAGAUUUGCUCAACCUACCUAACAGCAACAGCAUUUUUCUCAAGUUCAACUCUGAGAACCACAUACUGUCAGAAACACUCAACAUUCAGGUCCUGGAUGAUUUGCAGUAUUUCAUGAAGUUUAUACUGCCUGCUGUACACCAACUCACAGAGACACAGAUUUUUCACAGCCUUAAGUUGUUGCUGUCACUACAUUACUUUUCAGAGGACAAGAAAACUAUCAUCUCUUCACUGAAGACAGUGAAACUGAUUCGCAGUUCUCAAGGUAGACUGGAGCCUGCAUCAUACUAUUUUGAUGAAAGUGUGGAGCUGUACAAACAUAUGUUGCCCCAGGAGAAAUUUGUUCCUGAGAGAUUUUGGACUGAGCUUUGUGAAGGAAAUGACUACACAACAAAAAAAGCAAAAGACCUGGUCAGAGAACUUGGAAUGAAGCAUGUUGUGUCAAACGAUGAGAUAAAAAACUUUGCGUACCAGCUGGAAUCAGAAGCAAAAGGAAAAGGGAGACUUGAAGACCUGAAACUGAAAUCAUCAUUGCUUUUCAGGAAAGCCUUGAAUAAAGCAUAUGAUGCCAAAGACGACAAGGAAAGGUUGCUGGAAAGCAUUGCUGACAUCAAAUUCCUUUUUCCAGUCAAUAUUCGAAAAGAACUGUCCAUCUACCACCAACCAUUUGCUCCUGAAGGAACUACUGUUAAAAUUAGAGGCUCGUUGAUUGAAAAAAAUCCAGAACAUCAGGAUUUGAUUUGGACCUCAAUACCAAUUAUUCAAUUACCAGGUUAUACAACACAGAAACUUAUCCAGAUGAUGAAAAAUGCAGGAGCUCAUGAAGAACCACCUCCAAACUGUGUAGCCAGUAACAUAAGAAACAUCUGUCAGUCACCAUGUGAAACUGACCAGCUGAUCAAAACACGAGCUAAAGUGUUCAGAAGUUCGUACGCUUACCUGCAAGCAAAAAGAUUUGCAGGAAACCAGCUGCCUGGUCUUCCUGUUGUGUUGGUUGAAAAAGACACAAAACUUAUGAGGCCUGAUGAUGUGUGUCUGUCGCUCCUCUGUGAUUUGGACUUCAGACCUUAUCUGUACAAGAUUACUCCAGAAGAUGCGAUGUAUGCACCGUUCUUUCAGAAAAUUGGUGUGAAGAACGAAGCUACUGUGGAGCAAUAUUGUAAUGUUUUGGCAGCAGUUUACGCUGAUUCCUGUGAUAAACAGAAACUACAUUCAAACCAGCUGAGAACUGUGAAACGAGCUGUUGAGCAGUUGUUUAAGUUAAUCAGUGCUCAGGGAAAUGAGACACUUCUUGAAAAUGUUGAGACUCUGUAUCUUCCUGCAGUAGAUGGUAAAUUGUACCCAUCGUCCACACUCUGCUACAACGACACAGUGUUUGAGACCAAAAGGUUGGAAGAAGCGCUGGAGAACAAGUUCCUGCUGCUUGAGAAACUCAGUGAAUGUCAUUUGGGCUACGACAAAUACAAGCAUCAUCAGCUGUUGCAACUGCUGCCUCAGAAGCUUCAGCCAAAGAUGCUGUCUGAGUUCACAGAGGAAAGAGUUGUGGAAUCAAAGAUGCAGCUUUGUGAACUUGGGACUGGCUGUGAAUUUAGUGGAUGGUUUGAUAAACAUCUCUCCUCAGGAACCUUUAAAUAUGGAUUAAUUUGUCUUAUUAGAGAGAAUUCACAAGGCAAAAUAACACAAGAAGAUGCUUCUAAUAUAUGUGAGCAGACCUUUGGCAGUAUACAGAUUAUCUGCUGCAAAACUUUGGAAACAGCUCUCUGGCUCGAUAACCAGCCACUUCCCAAAACUGAUGAAGAAACAGAUGUAUCUGUGGAACGAGGGCAACAAGGGUGCACCUUUUACUUAAAGCACAAUGAUGACAUUGCUCCCAAGGUAAUAACUGAAGUCAUCAUGACACUGACAAAAGAGAUUAAUGUUCUUUUAGCAAACAGAAUUGCAUCGGUUCACCUUCCAGUGCUGGGACUACUCCUCAUGUGUGAUUAUCUGCAAGAUGUUCGGAAAACUUUGGCUAAAAAUCGGAUCCGUGACAGUGCUGAAACUGAAAGUUCCUCUUUUAGUCCAGCAGCCCCUGGGACAGAGAUCCCAGAAGAAUGGCAUGAUUGUUUGGACAUGAAUGUCCUCAACAACUUUGAAGAGGGGGAAUAUGUUGGCUACAGCAUUGGUGACAAGUACAUUUAUGCAGUUAUUGAUGAAGAACUGCCUGGUCACAAUGGACAAUAUUCAUGGAGAUACAAAGUAGAUAUUGGACAAGAUGAGCCCAUUGAAGUCAGCUGUGUUGAUCUGUUUCAGUUUAAACGAGAAAAGAAGGUAAAACCAGAAGAAAACACUUGCAUGGAGCUGGAACCACUGACAGGAGCUGUGCCAAAUUCUUCUGAAUCAUCAACAAAUUCUUUACCAGCCUCUGUUGAGGAAGCUAAAAGGGAAAUUGAUAAAUGUUUGGCAGAGAUCUGGAGGCUUCCUGAGGAGGAGAGGCACAAAGCCAUCAAGAGACUGUACCUCAGGUGGCACCCUGACAAAAAUCCGGAUUGCCAGUCUCUCGCCAAUGAGGCAUUCAAAUAUAUACAGAAUCGAAUUGAUGAGCUUAGCAAAGGCAAAGCUGCAGGCUCGACCUUUUCAAGCAGAAACACAAAUUUCAGAGGCUUCUAUCAACAGUGGAAUCAGGAGGCCAGGUAUCACAGAAAUAGUCGAGAGAGGUUCUCUAGAGGCUAUAGAGGUUUCCAUUCCUACAACUUCUGGACCCACAAUGAAAAUGUCCCAAGGCCAGACAGAGAAGAGGCCAGGCGCUGGUGUAGACAGGCUCGCUGCGAUCUCAAUGCAGCUCACAAAGACACUGGUGGAGGGAGCACAGAGUGGUGUCUGUUUAAGGUCCAUCAAGCAGUGGAAAAGUCUCUCAUAGCAGCAUGCUAUAAAAGAAAUGGACAACGCCCCAAAAGCAGCUCAAUUUCAGCCACUGCUGCACAAGUUUCCUGCUACAGCCUCCAACUGAGAGAUCUGCCUGAGAUUGUGAAAAACCUGCAGACUCUCGGAGUAGAUCCCAAAAGGACUCAAUAUCCCAACUGCCAUCCAUAUCCCCACAUACCGAACGGACGAUUCAGAUCAGAGAAUGAAAUGCUGGCACUGAACAAGGCAUCUGAGCUCCUUAAUAAAAUAGAAGCAUAUGUGAAUUAAGGAUUUAAAACAAGGUAUUGGUCAGUGUAACUGUUUUUCUAAAUGUUAAAAGGAUGAUAUCAACAGUGGAAAACUGAAAUAUUAUUUAGCAUCACAACCAAAAAGGAAUUUAAGUUGUAUUUUUUUUGAGUAAUGAUCACUGAAUGAUGUUAGUAUGAAGUAUAAACAACAAAGGUUUUUGUGCGCUUUCAUGAAUAUUCACUUAGGAAACAUGUAAUGACUGUAUUACUUUGUUUUGCUUUGCUUUCAUUUUGAAGCUGCUCAUUUGUGAUAUUGAUAUAUUAUGUGUUUUGUUUUAUUUUGAAAAUGCGUAUAUGAAGUAUUUUUUGUAUGCAACUUAGUUGGGAUUUUUGACUACUCUUGGGGGGAGACUAUUCAUUGGACCGCUUCAUUGUUGUUUGGUAAAUACCUGCUUGGGAAGCAAUAUACUUACUGUAAUAUAACAUUUAUGAAAAGGCAAAUGUGAAGACUACUUACUGAGUGAAGCUGCAACUACUGUAGAAGUUCUGUCUAAUGUAUUUAGAGAUAUUCUUACUUAUUUUUCUUACAUUUUAAACACUUAUUACUAUUGACAUCCAUAACUUUUGGUGACAGAAGACACUCAGCAUGUAAUUUUGUUAUGUUAAGUGCAAAUGCAAAAGAAAUUGGCAGAAAUCUGUCACAACCUAUUAUUAUCAUUUAAGUAUAAGUAUAUAAUAAGUUUAAGAUUAUUACUUCAUUUCAUUCCUUGUUCAUUUACUGUAUAUUCAGGAGUUUGUAAAGGAAUAAAGAUUACCUACUUUACACUAA
Molecule: messenger RNA, 4485 nt
Organism: Neolamprologus brichardi
Lineage: Eukaryota; Metazoa; Chordata; Actinopteri; Cichliformes; Cichlidae
Source: RefSeq, a predicted model, not a curated record